UGCAGUGAUGUCACUCCGGCCCACUCCUUUUCAGUACAAAUGCAGCAGAGCAGAGCUCAGCCUGCAUACCACUGCUGCUGACGACCGAUCCCACACACACACACACACACACUCACACACACACAUCAGACACUCGUCACGCCGCUCUCAGAGGCGCCGGAGCUCAGAGCCGCACCGGAAGAUGCAGCCGGCUGGCAGCCACUGACAACCUUUAGCAAUCAGUCAAUCGGGACACACUCAGCCUUCACUUACAGAGAGGCCAGCCCAGAGGAAGAGGACUUGGCAAAGGACACAACCGUGACCUGCACAUUCUCACCAGCACCCGAUCCCGCUUCCUUCAAAGAGAAGGGAACCUGACUCUGGGGCAGGAAAAAGGAGCGAUCGUACCCCGCGCUGAAACUCAAGCCGCCAGGCGGAGGGACGGAGGGGGCUGACCGCCGUGCCUGACAGCCGACAAGGAAGCGAGAUGCUGGCUAAGAUCCUGGAGGACAUGUGGGUGGAGCCCGAGGUGCUGGAGGCCCUCAGCGAGGAGCAGAAGAGGAUCCUCUUCCUAAAGAUGAGAGAGGAGCAGGUACGCCGCUGGACGGAGCGCGAGGAGAGGGAAGAAGGAGAACCCAGCAAAAGGCCCAAGAAAGCCGACAACAAACAUGUGAGGUGGCUGCUGGGUCGGGACGGAGACGUGAGCGUCAUUGUGAUCGGAGAGGUGGACGAGUUCAGGUCCUCCAAACUCCUCCAGAGCCUCAUGAACAACAGCGUCCACAGUGACCAUGUCCAAGGCGUCCAGGCGGUGGACUUGCUGCCAGCAAGAGAGAGCACGCAGCUCACCUUAAAAGAAGAGCUUCCGCUCGCAGAUGUUCUCGAGGCCCCCUCCUCCCCGCACGACAACUGGUCCGAGGAGGACUCCUGCAGCGCCGAGGACGACCCGAAGGACCCCGCCGAGGACAGCGGCAGCGAAUCAGGCGGCAGCUCGGACACCCGCGGCGACUGGACUCCUCUACGCGGGCCCCGUGUUAGUAGCCAUGGCAACCGGCCGCCGCCUGAGGCCCAGCUGUCAGACGCAGAGAGGGCAGGCCCACAGGACAGAGAGAAGUCGCAGCAGGGAGGCCGCGUGGCGCAGCUCAAGAAGCAGUUUGCGGAUGACGCUCACAGCCCACCCGCCUGCACCAAGCCUCCUGUACCCACCAAACCCGCUCACCUGCAGAGAAGCAGCGCACUCGUGAUCCAAUCAGACUGAAGGUGCGUCCGGGCCCGCAAUGCGGCGACGCCGAGACAAACUCGUGCGAAAAUUACCCGGCUCAGCAUGACCGAUGGACCGGCCCCGAGGCCGCACAGAGAAACGGAUCUUCACUUGAGCCGGAAGCGGUGACCUGAGAGACACUAUGUGAGGCCACGGCACACCGACCCACAGACAAACGUCUAAGGGGGGAGCAGGGGGGAGCGGGGGGGGGGGGGGGUAGGGUGAGAGAAAUACUUGAACGCUAUUUCGACCUGAUAAAGAAAAACCAAGAAGCUUUGAUGUUGCCGAGUCCAAAUGGUUUGUGUGAUUGACAGGCAGACACGGAGAGAUGUCUGGAGACACAAACCCUGACAGACUGUUGAAUACAGGAGGAAACACACUGCCGCACUUGAUAAAUGAGUAUCAAAGGUUUUUUUUCUAUUGAGGACGUUUAAGCAAGGUUAUUGGAAACGGAAACAUGUGUUUGAAUAAAAUAAAUCCUAUGCUACUGUGCUGUUCAAAAACUUUAAAGGCUACACUGUUUUAAAUAGUCCAUGUGACUAAUCUAUAUGCAUUUGGGGGGAGUUAAAUAAAAGGACUGAAUUCAUGAUAAAUAAUAAACUGACUGGUUUGCCAAAA
Messenger RNA from Pungitius pungitius (ninespine stickleback), 1855 nucleotides. RefSeq lists its product as uncharacterized. The coding region runs from base 467 to 1234 and encodes 255 amino acids. The record is from RefSeq and is a predicted model, not a curated record. Gene Ontology annotation, cellular component: cytoplasm. NCBI's taxonomy places the organism in Eukaryota, Metazoa, Chordata, Actinopteri, Perciformes, Gasterosteidae. The transcript has 6 exons.